UUAUCUCGAGUAGAGAGGUGAAGAACUCUUUUCUUCUCGUCAUGAAAGCUUUAUCUGUUUUAGCACCGUCGUUAGUUUUGUUAGUUGUCAAGGCGACGUUUUCGCAUGGUAGAGAGGAAGGCACGGGUCUACCGCACUACGAAGGAAGAAUGGAGUCCACAGAACAAAGCAGUUAUAUCGAUAAGAGAGGAUAUGAAGAGGAAGUACUGAGUGUUGAUUCAGAUGUCAAGGGUUUGCAAUAUAAGACUGUAAAAAAACAGGCGGAGAGAUUAAACGACGGAAGAGUCCCAGAAAAGGUAUGGAAGCCAAUUAAAAGUCCUCGGAAACGAUCUCAUCCAUACGACUGUCCUCCUGGAUGGAUUUCACCGUGGGAUUACGCUGGUUCACACGGGCUAUGCAGCUCAAAUUGUGGCAGCUGUGAUGCAGGCUUUGGUGGGGACGGAUUUGACUCCGGGUGUGGAUGUGAUGAGUGCGUCGGAUGUGGUGGAUGUUGUGGUGGUUAUGGUGGAUGUGAAUGCGGUAAAUUCCAUGGUGGGGUUUUUCGUCCGGGUGGUCGACGUUUCCCGCGGCUGUUUAACGAAGGGGGUGUUCAGCACGUUUGGUUGAGAGAUGGCCGAACACGAAGAUACAUUCCUUCUCCGUUGCUGAUCCCGCGAAACUUUCACCGCUGAGCUAUGUACUUCUCUCUUAGGAAUUUCUACAUUGAAAUUGCAAAUCCUUUUUCCAAAAGUUGUAAGAUAAAAAGUACGUAC
Pocillopora verrucosa is the source of this 752-nucleotide messenger RNA. RefSeq lists its product as uncharacterized. The record is from RefSeq and is a predicted model, not a curated record. Lineage: Eukaryota; Metazoa; Cnidaria; Anthozoa; Scleractinia; Pocilloporidae.